Messenger RNA from Fraxinus pennsylvanica, 1131 nucleotides. The record is from the annotation of a GenBank genome assembly. NCBI's taxonomy places the organism in Eukaryota, Viridiplantae, Streptophyta, Magnoliopsida, Lamiales, Oleaceae.
AUGGCAGCCAUAGCCACAUUCUGCAGUACAAAUCAUGGUUCUGGCAUCAAGAAACUGAACGUUUACCUCCUGAACAAGCACAGUACUACGAGGACUCAUCCAGUAUUCUCCAUUCCAGAUUCAAGGCAAAGAUUAUUAUGCUAUAGCGCAACUGACGAGGAGAAGAAAGAAGAUAUUUCCCAGGCUACUUUGUUAUGGAGAGCUGUCAAAUUGCCAAUAUACUCCGUUGCCUUGGUUCCUCUAACCGUAGGAAGUGCAGCUGCCUAUUUGCAGACUGGCCUACAUUGUGCCAGGCGAUAUUUUAUGCUGUUGGCUUCUUCAGUUUUAAUCAUCACUUGGCUCAACUUAAGCAACGACGUUUAUGAUUUUGAUACAGGGGCAGAUAAAAACAAGAAGGAAUCAGUUGUAAAUAUCGUUGGCAGUCGUACAGGGACACUUAUUGUUGCUUGCUUACUACUUGUUCUUGGUUUCGUCGGCCUUAUUUGGGUAUCUGUGGAGGCUGGGAGUAUGCGUUCCGUAUUACUACUUGCUUCUGCAGUUAUUUGCGGCUACAUAUACCAGUGUCCACCAUUUCGUUUAAGUUACCAAGGACUUGGAGAACCUUUGUGCUUUUCAGCAUUUGGCCCAUUUGCCACUACUGCUUUUUAUUUGCUUCAGAGUGGCGCAAGUGAGCUGACAAUUAAUGGCACGGUCAUCUCUGCAUCUCUUCUUGUUGGUUUUACGACAUCAUUGAUCCUCUUCUGUAGUCAUUUUCAUCAGAUAGAGGAGGAUAAGGCUGUCGGGAAGAUUUCCCCUUUGGUUAGGCUCGGUACUGAAGCAGGUUCGAAGGUAGUAAAAUUGGCAGUGGUGACAAUUUAUUCACUUCUGUUUAUUCUAGGACUUGGACAAACACUUCCUUCCUCAAGUGUUAUUCUUUGUGCUUUGACAGUACCAAUGGGAAAUUCAGUAGUUAGCUACGUUGAGGAGAACCACAAGGACAAAACAAAGAUCUUCAUGGCCAAGUAUUACUGUUUAUCCUUUGAGUUUUUUAUCAGGAAUUUCAAAGAAUUGCAUGCUCAAGACUUGAGAGGAUACUUAUCUCAGUCUAACACCAAUUUCCGUCCUUUAUCGAGCAUCCUGAGAAGCUGCUAA